AUGAAUCAACGAACAACUGCUGCAGUUCGAACACCAGCUGGAUGUACAACACCGUUUGAAAUGGUAACUGGAGUAAGACAAGGGGCAAUGGCAGGACCUUUCCUGUUCAAUUUCGCAAUCGACGACAUUAUGCGAAGAACCGGCCAGUGUCCUAUCAACAUUGUCUUAGCACCAUCAGGGUGCCCCUUGACUGACCUCGAGUACGAUAUUGUUAUAUUCGCGGAAAGCAGUACGAAACUUCAGCAUGUUGUCAACCUUGUAUCGAAGCUGGCUGCAACCUAUGGACUACGUCUACGCUCUGAUAAAUGCAAGCAGAUGUGGAUUUCUUCGAGACCACGAACGGGAAUCAGGGUGGACGGACAACCGAUAGAACUCGUCGAUGAUUUCUGUUACCUAGGCUGUACGCUGAAGAACAAUGGCAGCUACGAGAGAGGUGUUCAGCAAAGAUGCGCUAAGGCCACUUCUGCAUUUAACUCCUUAACGAAAUGCCUGUGGUCGACCCCCAUCACCAACGAAGUCAAGCUGCGAGUCUACCCAUCCGCAAUUCGCCCCAUCAUGAUGUACGGAUCGGAGACUUGGGCAGCACCAUCAACAGUUAUGGAGAGGCUUGACUGCACGGAACGAAAGCUGCUUAGACAGCUACUUGGCUAG
Necator americanus (New World hookworm) is the source of this 651-nucleotide messenger RNA. RefSeq lists its product as uncharacterized. The transcript has a single exon. Bases 1 to 651 code for a protein of 216 amino acids. The record is from RefSeq and is a predicted model, not a curated record. NCBI's taxonomy places the organism in Eukaryota, Metazoa, Nematoda, Chromadorea, Rhabditida, Ancylostomatidae.